Messenger RNA from Talpa occidentalis (Iberian mole), 7701 nucleotides. Its product is annotated as hornerin-like. The transcript is spliced from 8 exons. Gene Ontology annotation, cellular component: cornified envelope; keratohyalin granule. Gene Ontology annotation, biological process: establishment of skin barrier. Gene Ontology annotation, molecular function: transition metal ion binding; calcium ion binding. Lineage: Eukaryota; Metazoa; Chordata; Mammalia; Eulipotyphla; Talpidae. Bases 7 to 7701 code for a protein of 2564 amino acids. The record is from RefSeq and is a predicted model, not a curated record.
AAAAAGAUGCCUAAGCUCCUACAAAGCAUGGUCACUGUCAUCGAUGUCUUCUAUGAAUAUGCCAGCCAAGAUAAGGAGUGUGACAUGUUAAAGAAGGAUGAAAUGAAGGCACUUUUGGAAAAUGAGUUUCAUCAAAUUCUGAAGAAUCCAGAUGAUCCAGACACCGUAGACAUCAUCAUGCAAAGCCUGGAUCGAGACCAUAACAAGAAAGUGGAUUUUACUGAGUAUCUUCUGAUGAUAUUCAAGCUGGCACAGGCUUGUAAUAAAAUUGUCAGCAAAGAUUACUGCCAAGCUUCAGGGUCAAAGCAGAGAGACCACAGUCAUUGGCACCAAGAGGAACAGAGUGAAACAGAAGAUGAGGACAAAACACAAAGAAGGUCUUCCACUCAUUCAAGUUGUAAUGCAGGAGAGAGUGAUUCCUAUUCCAGGGGCUCCAGAGGGAUCACUAAACACAGGCCUGGAUCCAGCUGUGGAAGAAAGGAGCAGCAAAGAGACCGGUCUAGUUCUGGGAACAGGCAAAGCUCUGGGGAAAGGAGAGAGUCAAGCUCAGGACGCCUCAAGGAUAAGAAAAACAAACAUGGCUCUCAUCAGCAAGCAUCUACUCAUUAUAGCAACUGUAAAAAAAGAUCAAACUCAGCAAAUCAGUCAGAGAGUAGUGGAGAAGAAAGGAAUGCAUACUCUUCAGAGGAUCAGUCUUAUAGUUCUGACCAAUACUGUUCUGAUUCAAAUGAAUCCUCACGGAAUAGACAACAUAAGAAGAAAUCGAAACAAUCCCCUCGUAGGCAGCAUCAUGGAUUCAGCUCAGGCAGUUGUGAAGGACAAGACGACUGGUCAAGUUCAAAUGAAACUACUGGUUGUGGUCAUGGCCAUGGCUCGGGUCAGUCCUCUAGUUCUGAUGAACAUGGGCCUGGCUCAGGUCAGUGUUCUAGCUGUGUCCAACAGGGAUCCAGCUCUGGUCAGUCUUCUGGCUAUGGUCAACAUGAGUCAAGUCAGUCUUCAAGUCGUACGCAACGUGGGUCUAGUUCAGGUCAGUCUUCUAGCUGUGGCCAACAUGGAUCAGGAUCAGGUCAGUCCUCCACUUACGGAAAACAUGGUUCUGGAUCAGGUCAAUCUUCGAGCUGUGGCCAUGGACAACAGGGGUCAACUCAGUCUUCUACCCAUACACAACAUGGCUCCAGCUCAAUUCAGUCUCCUAGCCCUGUUCAAUAUGGGUCUGGAUUAGGCAAGACCUCUAGUUCUACUUCAGAACAGUCAUCAAGCUGUGGCAAACAUGGAUCCAGCUCUGGACAGACUUCAAGCUAUGGACAACAUGGGUCAAGUCAGACUUCUAGCCACAGACAACAAGGCUCUCACUCAGGAGAGUACUCAAGCUCAAGUGAACAUGAUUCAGCAGCAGAUCAGUCAUCUACCUCUGGUCAACAUAUGUCAGGCUCAGGUCAAUCUUCCAGUUGUGGCCAGCAUGGACCAAUCCAAAGUCAGUCUUCUGGCUAUGGACAACGUGGGCCAAGUCAAUCCUCUAGUGAUAGAAAACAUGGCUCUAGCUCAGGUCAGUCUUCUACCUCUGGCCAAUAUGGGUCUGGAUCCAGCCAUUCUUCCACUUAUGGGCAACAUGGUUCUACAACAGGAAAGCCAUCAAGCUGUGGCCAACACGGCUCUAACUCAGGUCAGUCAGCUAGCUCUACCCAAAAUGGGUCCGGAUCGGGGCAGAGUUCUACAUGUGGCAAACAUGGACAUAACUCUGGUCAGUUUUCUGGCUAUGGUCAACAUGAAUCAAGUCAGUCUUCGAAUCUUGGGCAAGCUGGGUCUAGUUCAGGUCAGUCUUCUAGCUGUGGCCAACAUGGCUCUGGAUCAGGUCAGUCAUCCACUUAUGGACAACACAGUUCUAGAUCAGGUCAAUCUUCUAGCUGUGGCCAACAUGAAUCUAGCUCUGGUCAGUCUUCUGGCUACGGUCAACAUGGGGCCACUCAGGCUUCUAGACAUAGACAACAGAAUUCUGGCUCAGGUCAGUCCUCCACCUCUGGGCAACAUGGGUCUCACUCAGGUCAGUUAUCUACCUGUGGGCAACAUGGAUCCAGCUCUGGUCAACAGACCAGCUCUGGUCAGUCAUCUGGCUAUGGUCAACAUGAGUCCAGUCAGUCUUCGACUCAUAGGCGACGUGGGUCUAGUACAGGUCAGUCUUCGAGCUGUGGCCAAAAUGCUUCUGGAUCAGGUCAGUCCUCCACUUAUGGACAUGGUUCUGGAUCAGGUCAGUCUUCCAGCUGUGGCCAACAGGGAUCUAACUCUGGUCAGACCUCUGGCUAUGGUCAACAUGAGUCAAGCCAGUCUUCAAGUCACAGGCGACGUGGGUCUAGUUCAGGCCAGUCUUCUAGCUGUGGCCAGCACAGUUCUAGAUCAGGUGAGUCCUCAAAUUAUGGACAACAUGGUUCUGGAUCAGGUCAGUCUUCUAGCUGUGGCCAACAUGGAUCUACCUCUGGUCAGACUUCUGGCUAUGGUCAACAUGAGUCAAGCCAGUCUUCGAGUCACAGGCGACAUGGGUCUAGUUCAGGCCAGUCUUCUAGCUGUGGCCAGCAUAGUUCUGGAUCAGGUCAAUCCUCCACUUAUGGACAACAUGGUUCUGGAUCAGGUCAGUGUUCCAGCUGUGGCCAACAGGGAUCCAGCUCUGGUCAGUCUUCUGGCUAUGGUCAACAUGAGUCAAGUCAGUCUUCGAGCCAUAGGCGACGUGGGUCUAGUUCAGGUCAGUCUUCUACUGGUGGCCAACCUGCUUCUGGAUCAGGUCAGUCCUCAACUUAUGGACAACAUGGUUCUGGAUCAGGUCAGUCUUCUAGCUGUGGCCAACACGGAUCUAGCUCUGGUCAGUCUUCUGGCUAUGGAAAACAGAGGUCCUCCCAAUCAUCUAGCCAUAGACAACAAAGCUCCGGUUCAGGUCAGUCCUCAAGCUCUGGCCAACAUGGGUCUGGAUCUGGUCAGUCUUCCAGCUGUGGCCAACAAGGAUCCAGCUCUGGUCAGUCUUCUGGCUAUGGUCAACAUGAGUCAAGUCAGUCUUCAAGUCAUAGGCGACGUGGGUCUAGUUCAGGUCAGUCUUCUAGCGGUGGCCAACAUGCUUCUGGAUCAGGUCAGUCCUCAACUUAUGGACAACAUGGUUCUGGAACAGGUCAGUCUUCUAGCUGUGGCCAACAUGGAUCUAGCUCUGGUCAGUCUUCUGGCUAUGAAAAACAGAGGUCCACCCAAUCAUCUAGCCGUAGACAACAAAGCUCUGGUUCAGGUCAAUCCUCAAGCUCUGGCCGACAUGGUUCUGGAUCUGGUCAGUCUUCUAGCUGUGGCCAACAGGGAUCCAGCUCUGGUCAGUCUCCUGGCUAUGGUCAACAUGAGUCAAGUCAUUCUUCAAGUCAUAGGCGACGUGGGUCUAGUUCAAGUCAGUCUUCUAGCGGUGGCCAACAUGCUUCUGGAUCAGGUCAUUCCUCAAAUUAUGGACAACAUGGUUCUGGAUCAGGUCAGUCUUCUAGCUGUGGCCAACAUGGAUCUAGCUCUAGUCAGUCUUCUGGCUAUGAAAAACAGAGGUCCACCCAAUCACCUAGCCAUAGACAACAAAGCUCCGGUUCAGGUCAAUCCUCAAGCUCUGGUCGACAUGGUUCUGGAUCUGGUCAGUCUUCUAGCUGUGGCCAACAGGGAUCCAGCUCUGGUCAGUCUUCUGGCUAUGGUCAACAUGAGUCAAGUCAGUCUUCAAGUCGUACGCGACGUGGGUCUAGUUCAGGUCAGUCUUCUAGCGGUGGCCAACAUGCUUCUGGAUCAGGUCAGUCCCCAACUUAUGGGCAACAUGGUUCUGGAUCAGGUCAGUCUUCUAGCUGUGGCCAACAUGGAUCUACCUCUGGUCAGUCUUCUGGCUAUGGAAAACAGAGGUCCUCCCAAUCAUCUAGCCAUAGACAACAAAGCUCCGGUUCAGGUCAGUCCUCAAGCUCUGGCCGACAUGGGUCUGGAUCUGGUCAGUCUUCCAGCUGUGGCCAACAGGGAUCCAGCUCUGGUCAGUCUUCUGGCUAUGGUCAACAUGAGUCAAGUCAGUCUUCAAGUCAUAGGCGACGUGGGUCUAGUUCAGGUCAGUCUUCUAGCGGUGGCCAACAUGCUUCUGGAUCACGUCAGUCCUCCACUUAUGGACAACAUGGUUCUGUAUCAGGUCAGUCCUCUAGCUGUGGCCAACAUGGGUCUGGCUCUGGUCAGUUUUCUAGCUGUGGCCAACAUGGAUCCAGCUCUGGUCAGUCUUCUGGCUAUGGUCAACAUGAGUCAAGUCAGUCUUCAAGUCAUACGCGACGUGGGUCUAGUUCAGGUCAGUCUUCUAGUGGUGGCCAACAUGCUUCUGGAUCAGGUCAGUCCCCAACUUAUGGGCAACAUGGUUCUGGAUCAGGUCAGUCUUCUAGCUGUGGCCAAAAUGGAUCUAGCUCUGGUCAGUCUUCUGGCUAUGGAAAACAGAGGUCCUCCCAAUCAUCUAGCCAUAGACAACAAAGCUCCGGUUCAGGUCAGUCCUCAAGCUCUGGCCGACAUGGGUCUGGAUCUGGUCAGUCUUCCAGCUGUGGCCAACAGGGAUCCAGCUCUGGUCAGUCUUCUGGCUAUGGUCAACAUGAGUCAAGUCAGUCUUCAAGUCAUAGGCGAUGUGGGUCUAGUUCAGGUCAGUCUUCUAGCGGUGGCCAACAUGCUUCUGGAUCAGGUCAGUCCUCCACUUAUGGACAACGUGGUUCUGUAUCAGGUCAGUCCUCUAGCUGUGGCCAACAUGGGUCUGGCUCUGGUCAGUUUUCUAGCUGUGGCCAACAUGGAUCCAGCUCUGGUCAGACUUCUGGCUAUGGUCAACAUGAGACCUUUCAGUCUUCGAGUCACAGGCAACAUGGGUCUAGUUCAGGUCAGUCUUCCAGCAGAGGCAAACAUGGUUCUGGAUCAGGUCAGUCUUCUAGCUGUGGCCAACAGGGCUCUAGCUUUGGUCAGUCUUCUGGCUAUGGACAACACGGGUCCACUGAGUCUUCGAGCCAAGGACAAUAUGGCUCUGCUUCAGGUCAUUCCUCCAGCUCCAGACUACAUGGGUCUGGAUUGAACCCAUCCUCUAGUUCUACUUCAGGACAGUCAUCAAGCUGUGGCCAACAAGGAUCUAGCUCAGAUCAGUCUCCUAGCCAUGGACAAUAUGGUUCUGCCUCCAGUCAGUCCUCUUGCUCUGGCCCACAUAAAUCUAGCUCAGGUCAGCGUUCUAGCUCUGGCCAAUGUGGAUCUAGCUCUGGUCAGUCGUCUGGCUAUGGACAAGCUGGGUCCACUCAGUCUUCUAGCCAUAGACAACAAGGCACUGGUUCAGGUCAAACCUCAAGCUCUGGCAAACUUGGUUCUGGGUCUAGACGGUCCUCUAGUUAUGGGCAACAUGGUUCUACUUCAGGACAGUCAUCAAGUUGUGGACAACAUGGAUCUAGCUCUGGUCAGUCUGGUUAUGGUCAACGUGGCUCAAGUCAGUCUUCCAGCCAUCAACAACAUGGCUCUGGCUCUGGCCCGUGUUCAAGCUGUGGCCACUAUGGGUCUGGAUCCGGUCAGUCCUCCAGCUCUGGACAACAUGGAUCUAGCUCAGGUCAGUCUACUUAUGGUCAACAUGGCUCUGUCAACGUGGCUCCAGAUCUCGUCAGAAUUCUGGCUCUGACCAGUCUGGAUCUGGCUCAUGUCGUUCAUCUUGCUCUGAACAAGGUGGUUAUGGAUCUGAUCAAUCUUCUAGUUAUGACAAACAAAAAUGCCAAGGGAGAAGUAGGUCAAGUUCAAGUGGAACUCAUGAUGAGUACAGUAGACCCAGAAGGGGCUCAACCCCCAAUCAAUCAAGGAGAAGUAGCCAGGAGUGGUCAGGGUACAGUCAAAAUGAAAGAAGUGGCACUGACAGCCUUUCAGGUAGUGAGUCUGAUGGAUGUGAGAGUACCAAUAGACCGUCAAGAACAUGGAGUCAAGGAAGUCAAGGAAGCAGUCAGGAUCAGUGGGAAUCUGGCUGUAGCCAGUCAAAGAUCUACAUCCAACACUACCACUACACUAAUUCGCAAGGAAGAUAAUUUACAAGGUAGCUACAGUUAUCAGAGUGGAGGAGACAGCACCCUGGAAGCUGCUUCAGUCUACAUCCUGCUUGUCUCUCAGGCCACUAGCAUGGUCACUGUCAUCGACCUCUUCUACGAAUAUGCCAGCCAGGAUGGAGAGUGUGGCAUGUUACAGAAGGAAGAAAUGAAGGCACUUUUGGAAAAUGAGUUUCAUCAAAUUAUGAAGAAUCCAGAUGAUCCAGACACUGUAGACAUCAUCAUGCAAAGCCUGGAUCGAGACCGUAACAACAAAGUGGACUUUACUGAGUAUCUUCUGAUGAUAUUCAAGCUGGCACAGGCUUGUAAUAAUAUCAUCAGCAAAGAUUGCUGCCAAGCUCCAGGGUCAAAACAGAGACACCACAGUCACUGGCAGCAAGGGGAACAGAGUGAAACAGAAGAUGAGGACAAAACACAAAGAAGGUCUUCCACUCAUUCAAGUUGUAAUACAGGAGAGAGUGAUUCCUAUUCCAGGGGCUGCAGAGGGAUCACUAAACACAGGCCUGGAUCCAGCUGUGGAAGAAAGGAGCAGCAAAGAGACCGGUCUAGUUCUGGGAACAGGCAAAGCUCUGGGGAAAGGAGAGAGUCAAGCUCAGGACACCUCAAGGAUAGUAGGAAAAACAAACAUGGCUCUCAUCAGCAAGGGUCUAGGAGUGAAGGAGUUGGUUAUAAUCAUUCAAGCAACUGCAGAAAAAGAUCAAACUCAGCAAAUCAGUCAGAGAGUAGUGGAGAAGAAAGGAAUGCAUACCCUUCAGAGGAUCAGUCUUAUAGUUCCGACCAAUACUGUUCUGACUCAAAUGAAUCCUCACGGGAUAGACAACAUAAGAAGAAAUCAGGACAAUCCCCUUGUAGGCAGCAUCAUGGAUUUACCUCAGGGAGUUGUGGAGGACAAGACCACAGGUCAAGUUCAAAUGAAACUACCAGUUGUGGUCAGGGGUCUGGCUCAGGUCAGUCCUCUCAGAGACGGCCAAAGUCAAAUGCAGGAUCACAAUCAGGGAAAAGUGAAGAACAAGGAUACUGUUCGAGUUCUAGUGAGAGUUGUGGAAAACAUAGGCGUGAAUCCAGUUCAAAUAUGCAUUCAGGGAAUGGGGGGAAACAACAAGGAUCUGGCUCCUCCAAGUCCUCAAGUUGUGAACAAUAUGGGUCUCAUUCAGGUCAGUCAGCACACUACGGAUGUUCAAACUCCGGUCAUUCUUCCGGUCAGAAGCAACACACAUCCACUUCAAGUGCACAAUCAGGACUUAACAGACAGCAAAAAGAUGGUUGGGAAUCAAGACGGUGUUCAAGCUCUGAAGAAUAUGGGUCUGAAUCAGGCCAGUCCAUAAGCAGUGGCAAAAAUCAAUCAAGUGUCUACAAGCCCUCUACUCAGAAAAAACACAGCACAAGUACUACUCAUGGUGACCAAGAGUCUGGAUCUAGAACAUCUUCUAGCUGUGGCCAAUGUGGUUCUGGCUCCAGUCAUUCUAUGCAGAAACACCAUGAAUCCAACUCAGGUGGCCAAUCAACUGUGGAAAACAUGCAUCUGGGUCUGGUCAGUCUUCUGGCAAUGGACAACAUGGGUCCACUCAAGGACAACAAGGGUCUAGCUCAGGUCAGACAUCGACCUGUGGCCAAAAUGGAACUGCAUUAG